AUGUUUUACAAAAUCCAUAGAGUAGACAUUGAACAUUUAUAUGAUCGUACGGCUACCCUAAUAGGGCCAAAAGAUCUAAUUGGUGUAUCCUUCACGGGUAGCUGCGAUUUUACUGGUAUUUUAUUGGUACCGAUCUAUACGGAGGAACCGUUUGCAGGAUAUAAGUUAUUUCUCUAUUUUGAACGUAAGAUUUUAAUUCCAAAUCAGUAUCAUUAG
This is a messenger RNA of Cetraspora pellucida, 216 nucleotides long. The record is from the annotation of a GenBank genome assembly. NCBI's taxonomy places the organism in Eukaryota, Fungi, Glomeromycota, Glomeromycetes, Diversisporales, Gigasporaceae.